AUGGAAAAUUAAGAGCUAAAAAAUAUUCUCCUUCUAAAAUCAGAGGAAUUAGAUGAUUAAUAAUUGAAGCAAAUUAAUGAAAUUGGGUUUAAUCCUGUGAUACUGCAACUUCUCAACUUUGAGUAUAAUGAAUAUUAGUAGAAUGUUGAGCAAGCUAUUAGUCAUUUAGCUUAGUAUGAUGGUAGAUAUGCUUUAGCUAGCUUAAAAAUAAAAAAUAUUUUUUAUAAAAUUAGGUAUAGCUUUCAAUAGUGUUAAUUCUGUUAAAGCAUUAGCUUUAGCUUUGAAGCAUAAAAAAAUUGA
Tetrahymena thermophila SB210 is the source of this 300-nucleotide messenger RNA. RefSeq names its product uroporphyrinogen-III synthase family protein, putative. The record is from RefSeq and is a predicted model, not a curated record. Lineage: Eukaryota; Ciliophora; Oligohymenophorea; Hymenostomatida; Tetrahymenidae. The transcript has a single exon.